This is a messenger RNA of Carcharodon carcharias (great white shark), 5614 nucleotides long. RefSeq names its product outer mitochondrial transmembrane helix translocase-like. Gene Ontology annotation, cellular component: mitochondrial outer membrane. The record is from RefSeq and is a predicted model, not a curated record. The coding region runs from base 191 to 1327 and encodes 378 amino acids. NCBI's taxonomy places the organism in Eukaryota, Metazoa, Chordata, Chondrichthyes, Lamniformes, Lamnidae. The transcript has 10 exons. Gene Ontology annotation, molecular function: ATP hydrolysis activity; ATP binding.
GGGGAACAAUUCCAAGCACGGGCGGAACCAUCGUCUCGAAGUCGUUUUCCGGUCGGACGAUGUUGUCUGUUACGGGGAAGAUGGCGGCCGUUUGGUGAUGGAAGUGUUUCGGGUCAAUGAAUUUGCGGCCGAAUGUCUGAGCGUUUUGCCUCCAGCUGAACGACCGGAGAUAGGUUAACAAGGAACGAAAAUGCUGCUGAAUGAAAUCUCCAAGGACACAUUGGCACGACCGCUGAGCCGGAGUGAGGUGCUGGGAAUGCUCUUCCGCCUCACGGUAUUUGGCGCUGCCACAUACUUUGGUAUUAAAUUUAUGGUGGAUACCAUCGAUCCUACACGGAGACAGAAGAUCGAGGCCAAGAAAAAGGCAGCGAAGCUAAUGAAACAGAUUGGUGUGGAAGGAAUCAAACUCUCAGAAUAUGAAUUGACAAUAGCUGCUCAUCUGGUGGACCCCAGAACAUUGAAGGUGACAUGGCGGGACAUUGCUGGGCUGGAUGAAGUUAUCACUGAGCUACAGGAAACAGUCAUUCUCCCAUUCCAGAAGAAACAUUUAUUCCAUGGAUCCAAGCUCUUCCAGCCACCAAAAGGUGUGUUGCUGUAUGGCCCUCCAGGCUGUGGGAAGACCCUCAUUGCCAAAGCCACAGCAAGUGUCUUUGGCUGCCAUUUCAUCAACAUGCAAGCCUCAACGUUAACUGAUAAGUGGUAUGGAGAGUCACAGAAACUGACAGCUGCUGUCUUCUCUUUGGCUGCGAAAAUUGAACCUUGUAUUAUAUUCAUUGAUGAAAUAGAUUCCUUUCUCAGGAACCGUUCCUGCAAUGACCAUGAAGCGACCGCCAUGAUGAAAGCACAGUUCAUGAGCCUGUGGGAUGGACUGAACACUGACACAGAUUGCCAGGUGAUUGUGAUGGGUGCUACAAACAGGCCACAGGAUGUGGAUCCAGCCAUCUUGAGGAGAAUGCCCAGUACAUUCCACGUGGGCCUGCCUAGGCAGAGAGAGCGGCAGGAGAUUCUGAAGUUGGUCCUUUCUGGCGAAUGUUUAAACAGUAAUGUGAGGCUGAAAGAAAUUGCAGAGAAGACUGAAGGUUACUCUGGCAGUGAUCUAAGGGAGCUCUGCAGAGAGGCAGCCUUGCACAGACUCCGUGACUUUGUUCGGAAGGAGCAAAUGCAGCGCAUCGGGAGACAACUGCAAGCUGAUGACUGCGAGGAAAGCUCCACUGAUGAGGGUCUGCGAGCGAUCACUCAGACGGAUUUACACCUGGCCUUAGAGAAGAUGAAGGAAUCAAAGGCGGGGACUGGCACUCCGAUACUGCAAGACACUCCUGUGGACUGAGCAGAGCACACACUGAGCAGCACUGACCAAUGGGUUUACAUGUGCAAGUCACUUUUAUUUGUUUUAAAGGCAGUUCUGUAGACUUCUAGCUGUUAAUAGUUAAGUUUCACAAAUGGGCGGCUAUCCCUUUCAUGAGAUUGGACUGCAGGAAUUGCCGAGCGACCAUCAACUUUCAUUUUCUCCCUGACAGUCAGAAACUCCCUCAAGUGACUUCAAGAAAAAAAGCAUGACAUACUUGCAGUGCACUGAGAGUUGAGUGAGUCGUCGUGCAUUCAGCACAAACCUCGUUUGGACCAGGAUUAGUGGAGCAGAUUUGUCAUACACUCAGGGAGUUCCUGCAGUUGUUGUCUCACCCCCAUUUCAGCGAAGAGCUGCUAGGUAGUGAAAAGUGACAAUGGCUGUGCUGAAUUUUCCCGUCCCCUCUCCUCCAGUGCGGCCUGUCACCGGUGUGCAAUGUCACAGGCACCAGCAGCCAUUCACUGCUGAAGCAGCAAGACCUUUUUCUCAGUGGAUGAGCUGGGGCAGUGAAUGUCGCCACGCUGUUUUGACACUGGGUAGGUGAUACAGCCUGGCCAGGACAAUGAUAGGGGCACGAAACCUGCACUGUUGCUUCCCUCCAGCACUCCCUAAUCCAGGUGUUGGUAGAGAGGGAGCCGUUUAGGGAAAGGGUGCAUAUUGCAGCAGGUGUUUGACUUCGGCUGGCAUAUUAAGCUGAGGCCCUGUCUGCCCUGUUGUGCAGUUUAACAUUAUUGAUUGGAAAGAAGUCUGAUGUUAUUUAAAGAGCAGCAGGGACAUUUCCUGGUAACCUGGCCAACAUUCCUCUUGCCCAACAUCACAAAAGUGGUAAUUCACGUUGCUGCUGUUUGUGAGGAACUUUGUGCAUUCGGCAACUAACAGUCACUGCAGUUUAGGCAAUCGAAUCGUGAUGGUCCUCAGUCCUCUUCCAAAGUGCUUCAUAAAUGCCAGUUUGUUUUACCAGUUGAGCUGGUUUCAGAGUUUGCAUCUCCACCAAUUACAUACGCUUCCAACAAAGCGGCAGAUGAGCUCAGUGGGUAGCACUGUCUCUUUUCUCUGCCUCCCCAGUCGAUAGGUUGACGCUGCAGAGACUUGAGCACACAGUCGAGGUGGCACUCCAGUGCUAAGGGAGCAUUGCACUGUCGAGGGUGCCAUCUUGCUCCUGAGUUGUUAAACCUUUCCGUCCCUUCAGGUGGAUGCAAGUAAUCCCAUGGCAAUAUUCGCAAAAGGGCAGGAGCAGGGAUGUUCUCCUGGCCAACAUUUAUCCUUCAUUUGCCCUUUUUAAAAAAGACAAUGUCGUCUUUUUUUUCCAUUUGUGAAAACUUGCAAAUUGGCCUACAUUACAGCAGUGACUGCUAUUCGGAGAUACUUCAUUGGCUGUAAAGCACUUUGGAACACCCUGAGGUCAUGAGAUACAUAUAAAUUUACACGUUCUUUCUAAUAACUGAAAUUAAUUUAUAAGUUCCAAUUAAUUGAGUGUUUUCACCUUCGCUAACACCAUGAGAAAUUAGCAACCACAGCUGCAUUUACAACUUUGCUUCCAUUUGUUACCUGUAUGUACAAUAUGCUACAUGAUUGUAAGAUGGAGAAGAUAAUUCUGCCCAUCUUAUUUCAGUUGUCUCGAAAAUGUCACCUUGCCCCCGUCACAACGUCCUGAUUAUCAUUUUUAUCCCACACAGAUAUGGACCACUCUUGAUAGGAAUGGCUUGCUGACAUCCGUCCAAGACUUGUCUCUCGCUGCUUUCAGUCUGUGCUAGUGUGUCUGCUGUACAGCUGUCCUUAAUCAGGGAGGCAGAAAGUGGGUCCCAGUGCCCAUAGAACGGCAGGCCGUGAAAAGCAUUCCUGCUGCUAAUCUCUCUCCUUAUCGUACCCAUUCCUAUUGUAUAGAAUUAACAGCACAGAAAUAGGUAAUUUGUCUAUGCUGGUGUUUAUGCUUUCCUUGGCUCCCUCUUACUCUACUUCAUCUCAACCUAUGGGCAUAUCUUUUCUUCCUUUCCUUCUUGUGUACUUAUUUAACUUCCCCUUAAAUGCAUCUUGAUGUUAAACAUUCCUAUGUGAUGCUGAUCAACUCAAUCACUCCCUGUGGCACUGAGUUACGCAUUCUAACCACUCUGGAGGGAACAAAAGUUGCUGAAUUUCCUGUUAGAUUUAUUAGUGACUAUCUUAUACUUAUGGUUCUGGUCCCCUCCACAAGUGGAAAUAUCUUCUCUGCAUUUACCCCGUCAAACCAUUUCCUAAUUUCAAAGACCUCCAUCAGUUCACCUCUCAGCUUUCCAUUUCCCAGAGAGAAGAGCUCCAGCCUAUUCAAUCUUUCCUCAUAGUUAUACUCCCUCAGUUCUGAUAUCAUCCUUGUGAAUCUUUUUACACUCUAUGUCCUGUUUGUAAUGUCCAAGACUUGUCUCUCGCUGCUUUCAGUCUGUGCUAGUGUGUCUGCUGUACAGCUGUCCUUAAUCAGGGAGGCAGAAAGUGGGUCCCAGUGCCCAUAGAACGGCAGGCCGUGAAAAGCAUUCCUGCUGCUAAUCUCUCUCCUUAUCGUACCCAUUCCUAUUGUAUAGAAUUAACAGCACAGAAAUGGGUAAUUUGAGCCCUGUACUCUGUGUGGUCUCACCAAGAAUCUAUUUAAGAUCAGCAUAACUUCUCUGCUUUUGAAUUCUAUUUUGCUAAAAAAAAUACCAGUAUUUGUUUACAUUUUUAUGACCUUGUUGACCUGCGUUACUACUUCAGAUGAUUUCUAAAUCUGCAUCUAAAUCUCUUUGUGCCCCUACCCCAUACUGCUAUGUUCCAACGGGUAUGUGGCCUUGUGAUUCUUCCUAGCAAAAUGGACCGCCUCACAGUUGCUGCCCAACCCUUACUCUGUGAGCUUAUGCUGAAAGAAAGGCUAGUUUGAAGAAGACUGGAGAGAGACUUACAAAUCCUUGAAGUCUUUGUUCGUUUUUUUUUAAGUGGACGCAAUGUGUAAAGCUUGUUUGCCCUCUUCAAACUCUGACAGUGGCAUAAGGCCAGAGGUUCAAACUCAGGCAAGGCACAUUUAGAACUGAGGUCAAGAUGUGCUUCACGUAAACAGUGACCAACACAUAAAAUUAAUACUAUGAUGGUGCGGGAGUUAACUAUGGGGCAUUAAUUAAAGGAUGAACUCCAUAAUAGUCUGAAUGAGCUUCCUUGCCUGUGUCCAUCCUGUGGCUUAAAAAUAGAGUUAAAUCAUAGUUUCUAUAGAACUCUUUUAUAUACAGAGUGUACUGCUGAGACGUCUUUUGUGCUGGAGUAUGCUGGUUCAACAUGCACAAGAAAAACAUUCGGAUGUGUAUGUUAAAACAAAAGGCUGGAACAAUGGAUUUUUUUUUUGUCUUUUUAAUUUUAACCAGCAAAAGCCAUGCUUGAGGAUCUUUUACAGGUCUUAGCCAUGUAGAUGGGAGCUAUAGGCAGCAGUAUAAGCGAGUCCUGCCAUCAACCAACUAAAUAAGAGGAAAGCUAUUAGCCAGUUUAGAAGAUUUACGUGAGUAUGAUAGAACAAGGCCAGACAGGAAAGAAAGAUCUUGUUGCCUGAUCUUAUUUUGGGUUAUUCUGCAGUUAACAUUUUUAUUAUUCAGCCUUGUAAAUUAGAUUUCCAAAUUUCUCAGUGAACUUUAACCAAACAACAUUGAGAGCGCUCAUCAUUCUAGGAAGACUUGAGUUCUGUUAUGAGACCUUAGUAUAUGUGAGGAUUUUAGCUGAUUUGCCUUCACAAUCUAUUACAAACCACUUUCUUUCGAUGCUAAUGAUGAUAUGGUGAUGUAAGAAAAUAUCAAAAGAUACAGGAGGUGUUCAAAACUGAAUUCGAAGCAAAUACUUUUUUGUCCAGUUUCCUCUUUCACCUCUACUGAAUGCAUGCUGCCCUUGUGAUUUUGCAGACUCCAGCAGAUUUUGGUACAACUGAGUUCAGGAGAGGAAGUGGGUGGGGGGGAAUAAGGAGGUGCUCCUGGCCAUGAGAAUGGGCCUCCAAUAUGGCAGUGCUCUGGACUGUAAAUCAUGCUGCAAUAAUCUGCACACCUUUGAGUCUUUGUAUAUACAGAACUUGAAUAGAAAGGUUUUUGUUACUAGCAAUAAUUUAUUGUUUUGUGUGUGUAUAUAAUUUGACAUCAUUUGACUAUUGUACAGUGGGUGGGGAGGGUGUUUAGUUUUAAUUUGCUUGCCUGUUACAAGCAGUUCCAUUGACUGCAGUUGUCAGCUAGCCCAGGAUUUUUAGUAAAUUAUCACCGUGAGACAUCGCAAUGAAAUAAACAGAUCUCAAUCUCA